GCAGCGUGACCAGCGACACAAGUCCUUGGAGCGGAUGUCAGGCUGGGAACCGCGUCUAUAGCCCUCGCGGUGACGCAGACAUACCGCGUAGCCUCGCGCCACGGAAAUCUCCUUGCCUCGCGCGAUGUUGUCAGCUUGGCACCAGGAUCUACAGUGUAUUGCGAUACGUGUGGCGACGACGGGCGGUGCAGCAGAUGUCUUCGUCGCUUCUGAUGCGCUAUCAAUGAAGAAGAGCGGUCGCGGGUGAAGUUCCGAGGUUGUCGUGCCUCCGAGCGUCGAUUUGCCAUUUCCCAAGUCCCCUCCAAGUCCUCAAACCAUCAUGGUGAGCCUCACGCCGUCGUCGACGACAGACCUCUUUGCGCUCCUCACGGCGCUGCGCCGCCACUUGCACAAGCACGCCGAGGUGACGUGGCAAGAGUUCCAGACGCAGGCGACGAUCCAGACCUACUUGGUCGAGCACGCCGGCAUUGCACCCGAAGACAUCCACGUCUGCGCAACGACAGGGUUGGUGGUCAAUAUCUUUGGGCCAACGACCUCGGACGAGGCGGCGCCGCCGGGGCUGCGAUGCGUCGCGUUCCGAGGCGACACGGACGCGCUGCCCAUGACAGAGCGCAACCCGCACCUCGAGUACGCCUCGUCGAACACCGGUGCGGCGCACAUGUGCGGCCACGACGGCCACGUCGCGUCGCUCGUGGGCUUUGCGAUCGUCUUGCAGCGCGUGCGCCACUUGCUGCCGCCCAACACGAGCGUUCGCCUCCUCUUCCAGCCCGCAGAAGAGGGCGGCUUUGGCGCCGUCAAGAUGAUUGAGGACGGGUGCCUCGACGGCGUCGACGAGGUCUACGGCUACCACAACGGUCCGUUCCCGCUCAACACGGUGAGCGUCCGUGCCGGCCCGAUGAUGGCCCACGCCGCUUUCUUCAGCAUUACAGUCUCGGGGCCCGGUGGCCACGGGUCGGCGCCGCACCAAACGCAGGACCCGGUGCUCGCGGCGGGCCAUAUCAUCGUUGCUGUCCAAAGCAUCAUGAGCCGAAGCGUCGCUGCGCAGGAGAGCGCGGUCAUCUCGAUCACACAGGUCCACGGCGGCGAAGCCGACAACGUCAUUCCUUCGCGCGUCACGCUCUCGGGCACGAUCCGCGACUUUAGCCCCGAUGUGUUUGACAUCAUCACGGCGCGCUUGACGGCGAUCGCGACGCACACGGCGGCCGCGUACGGGACGACCGCGACCGUCGACGUGCGCGACUGCUACCCCGUGACCGUCAACGCGCACGCGCAGGCGAGCAUCGUCGCCGACAUUGUCGCGUCCACGUAUGGAUCCGACAAAGUGUCGUCGCUCGGGCUGCCCGUCAUGGGCUCGGAAGACUUUUCGUACUACCUGCAAAAGAUCCCGGGCGCCUUUUACUUCGUCGGUACGAACGAAGGCGACGCGGCCGAGACGCUCCCGGCCAUUGCGCCCUGCAGCCGCCAGAACCGCAACCCGCACAGCGACACGUACGACUUUAACGACGCAAUUCUUCCGCUGACGCUCCGCCUCUUCCUCGAAAUUGCGCAGCACCGCCUCGGCUGCACGCUCUACUCCAAGGAGGACUUGAACCUUAUCUCCAAGGCGGCCUAGGACUCAAUACAUAUCUACUUCGUAUCUGUGGUCGUGACGAUAAGUACGAACGCUUGAUUUGGUGCGACCACCAUGCCUGCCGCACAGGUGGUGGUACGAGGCUGGGGUCGGUGAGCUGCUGCGCCAAAGCCAGACGAUGACAAGGUUGUACACAGGCGCGGACAGAGCAACUUUAUUCAAACGAAAGUGUGAGCGCU
This is a messenger RNA of Saprolegnia diclina VS20, 1809 nucleotides long. RefSeq lists its product as hypothetical. NCBI's taxonomy places the organism in Eukaryota, Oomycota, Saprolegniomycetes, Saprolegniales, Saprolegniaceae. Gene Ontology annotation, molecular function: hydrolase activity. The record is from RefSeq and is a predicted model, not a curated record. The transcript is spliced from 4 exons. Bases 320 to 1612 code for a protein of 430 amino acids.